Fusarium pseudograminearum CS3096 is the source of this 1365-nucleotide messenger RNA. RefSeq lists its product as uncharacterized. The record is from RefSeq and is a predicted model, not a curated record. The coding region runs from base 1 to 1365 and encodes 454 amino acids. The transcript has a single exon. Lineage: Eukaryota; Fungi; Ascomycota; Sordariomycetes; Hypocreales; Nectriaceae.
AUGGACUCUUUUCGUGCUGGACUUGAGGGAAAACGCCUCCCAUCUUCUAAACUACGACUUCCAACCACAAGCAACUUCCUCACACGAUCUAAGAGAAAGCGUCCAGUCGUAUCAGCACCCAUUGGACCCGUCAAGAACUCCCGAGGCGCCGAUUUUGUACGAAGCGACACACUAAUCAUUGUUCCCACUAUCAAGGACUGUUGUUCAGACGACUCAUCGUCCGACAAAGAGAAUGCCCAGGCUAUAAAGACUACUCGGCGCAUCUCUGCCAGCUUCUCGACUCAUGGAUCACUUGCUAGCCCCCCUACCGUUGCUAAAUCUGGCCUCACUGCGACAAGCUCUCAUCAAUUGCUCUUGUCUGCGGCUCCUGUCAAGCCUCUACCGACUACAGCAUCUUUUACAAACUUUUCAAGAAAGACACUAGCCAACAGUUCCAGCUACGGUGUCUAUCUAACUGUCGACAAUAUCUUCCAAGACGAGAACGUCCCUCCCCCGGACCACAAAGAAGUAGCUCCCGCAGAGACAGCUUCCUCGACUAUGAAUAAGAGCCGUCUUCCCAAGUCUCGGACGUUGACUGUUUUGAGCGAAAUCAAGAGUUCAAUCUCUCGAACAUCCAUGAAUUCGAAACCGUCUAGCCCUCGACCUCUUGCUGAUCAGUCUCGCAAGGCGUCUUCAUCUUCAACCAGCAGUCUACUCACAUCCAGCUCAUCCAGACUUUGCUUACCAGGAUAUGCCUCGACUUCUGCAUCUCGAACUAGUAGCACAAGCACUCUAGUGACAGAGUUGCUGCCGAAACCCGACCAAAUCACCUCGUCGCAACCUUCGGCAUAUUGGUCAGGUCGCUUCGUUUCUCUCCACGACCGCUUCCUCACUGAGGAGUUUAGCACUGAAGAUGCAGUGUCACAAGGUUCAUUAUCCAACAACAGCUUCUACGCUUUUGCGAUGAAAACCGACCGUGCUGCUGUCAAUUCUCGUCCAACACAUCUUUCACACUCUACAACGACAUCGGCUCUCACAAGCCUGACCGUCACGAAGCCACGCAACAAAACCAGCACUAAAGAUGCUCGAUGCUUGCGGGUCUUUCAUCAUCUCGAAAACCUUUGUAUCACAAUUGAAGCACGUCGAUCCUUACUCGCCUGGCAGCAGACAUAUGCCCGUCGCAUGAACAAGCCGAACUUGCUUCCUCAAGGUGGCAGCAUGGAGCACAGGAGCCUGAUGGGAAGGAUCUUUAGCGGAGGUAAAGGAACAAGCGGAAAUACACGACACAGCCUGCCAGCUAUGAAUGGGCCAUCCGGUCUUCCAGUAUCGAAGAAGAGACCUAGCCUGGCUUCUAAGCAACGCGGGAAACGACUCUCCUUCAACUAG